Paraglomus brasilianum is the source of this 639-nucleotide messenger RNA. NCBI's taxonomy places the organism in Eukaryota, Fungi, Glomeromycota, Glomeromycetes, Paraglomerales, Paraglomeraceae. The record is from the annotation of a GenBank genome assembly.
AUGUCUGAAAAACGGAAAAAACUGGAAGAGCUUGCAGCCAAGAGAAAGGCAGAGCAGGCAGACGAGACUAAUCAAAAUGUGUUUUUGAUACCGCUGUAUGCAUUAUUCAACGUAAUUACAUCUUCUAGUGGAACUUCCGCUGGACCUUCCAAGAAAAUCUCAGCUGGAGGGACAAUGCGCUCUUCAGCUAAACCAGCUGCGGCUCCACCCCGUACAAAUGCUAAGCCUUUUAGUGGUCGUCGGCUGAACGAGGAUGAUUAUGAUGAAGGAGAUGGCUUUAUAGUGGAUGAUGACGAAGAUGAGGUUACAACAUCCUCGAGCGAUUCAGAAGACUAUACAUCGGAGCCAUCUGGUUCUGAUGAAGCAUUGUCCAAGAAGAGAAAGAAAUCUGGCUCGACGAGAUCAAGGAAGAAAAUUAAAGGGAAGCCUAAGAAGAAAGUAUCGAGUGAUGAUGAAUCGGAUGAUGUAAUGAGACAAAAGCAAAAGUCAAGGACGGUUGACGAUGAAGUCUAUGAUAGUGAUGAAAUAAAACAAGAUGCUGCAGAUCUAGAUGCUUCCAACAUUAUAACUGGUGGCAGAAGGACAAGAGGAAAGAAAAUAGAUUUUUCCGUUUUUGGUCCAGAUCCAGAAGACGAAUGA